UCUUGGCUGUAAGGGCUGUUCAUACCUAAAAUCUUUGCAUAAUUGACAUGUCUACCAAACCCAUUCACCCUUUGCUGAAAAUCAAUCCAACAAGUGAAUGCUGGAGAGUGUUAGUUCGUGUGGUUCGAUUGUAUAAGAUACCAGAUUACAAUGAUGACAAAGUCACUAAUUCGAUUGAGAUGAUAUUCAUGGACGAACAUGUUAUCAUGUGAUAACAUUACGAGUUCAGACCAAAGUGACUUCCUCGAUACGAGCAAAACAAGGGUGAUUGCUAACCUGAAGGAGUGUAAUGAGGUAUAUUUGAUAUUUUUAAGCAUUCAAUCCAUACUUUCGAGACUUUUAAUUAUUGGUUUGCUUUUUGGAUUCAAUAUAUUAACAUAUGCACUAUUAAUUGAGAAAUAACAUGAGACCUAAUAUAUGAAUUUCUCUAAAAAGGAUGGAUCGUAUGUGGUGUAUGGGACUACCGUUGCGGUAAACAAUGAGAGCGAUUGGUGGUAUUUAGCAUGUAAGUGUAACAGAGCUGUUAAACCUGAUGGUGCAAUGUACUACUGUGCGCACUGCUCAAGUCGUGUUUUCAAGGUCACCCCGAGAUAUCUUAUCAAGCUGUCUGUUAAAGAUGAUUCUGGAACAACCACAUUUUUUAUUUGACCGUGAGGCGUCCAAUAUUUUGAAUAUAUCCUGUGCAGAAUUGAUGGAAAAAAGUGAUUUGGCUGGAAGUUUUGAAAAUCCAAAAGAGUUUGAUGACCUCUUGCUUGGGAAGACGUAUAUUUUCAAAGUUGAGGAUGGAGAGUAUGCAGUCUACGGUACCAUCAAAGGUGUGGAUGGUGGAGCUGAUUGGUUCAUACCAACGUGUAGAUGUGGAUCGGAAGUGAUUCCACGGAAUGGCUUUUACUACUGCAGCGACUGUAAAAAAUGUGUUGUGAAUGUGAUUCCAAGGUAUCGAAUUAAGGCAAGAGUGAACGAUGCAUCAGAUAGUGCGACUUUUGUGAUAUUUGAGAGUCUUGGAUGUUUGUUGUUGCAUAAGUCCUGCUCUGAGAUGCGGAAAUUCUGUGAGGGCUUGCCAGUAGGAUGUGAACAACCAGAUGUGUUCAAACAAAUGCUACUUGAAAAGUCAUUUAUCUUCAAGGUUGAAGUCAAGACUGCAAAUAUCAAUGAUUUUGAACCUUCCUACAAUGUGAAUGACCUAUGCUUUAAUGACCGGAUCAUUGCAAAAUUUAUGGAGAUGCACUCUUCAUUUUUCUCUCCUCAGACGGAUAAGACUCUCGGGUAUUCAACUGAUGGGAAGACAAACACAGAAGUCAUUUCAGUUGGCAAUGCAUCGUCUUGCGUAAAGGUAUUGAAAUCCAAGACAUAAAAUAAGAUUAAUGUUUAAAUAUUUUUUAUUCAUUAAAUUUCAGGAAACUACUAUCCAUGCCACUGUAAGAAAAACUCUUGUGGGAA
Cuscuta campestris is the source of this 1440-nucleotide messenger RNA. Lineage: Eukaryota; Viridiplantae; Streptophyta; Magnoliopsida; Solanales; Convolvulaceae. The record is from the annotation of a GenBank genome assembly.